GUGCUCUGCACACGGCCCCGCCCGCCCCAAUGGAGACCUCUGCGAACACUUGGCAUGGGUUCCUGGACUCGGAUGGAGAGGAGACCCUUCCGCACAACCGACCUCCUCCACCCGGAGAUCAGAACACGCACUGGAGGAAUAAGAUGGGGUUUUGGAUCCUUGGUCUGUGCAAUAACUUCUCCUACGUCGUGAUGCUCAGUGCUGCGCACGAUAUCCUCAGCCAGCAGCGGGCCUCCCGGAAUCACAGUCACGUGGAGCCAGUGGCCCCUACCCCCCACUACAAUGGCUCAUCCCGUUUUGACUGCAACCCGGUGUCUACAGCCGCAGUGCUUCUGGCUGACAUUCUUCCCACCCUCUUCAUCAAGCUGUUUGCGCCUCUCGGCCUUCACCUGACGCCCUACAGUCCCCGGAUUCUCCUGUGUGGGGCCUGUGCUGCCGGCAGCUUCCUCCUCGUGGCCUUUUCCCAGGGAGUCGGGACGAGUCUUAGCGGUGUCGUCUUGGCCAGCAUCUCCUCAGGUCUGGGAGAGAUCACCUAUCUUGCACUGACGGCCUUUUAUCCCAGGUCCGUGGUCUCCUGGUGGUCUUCGGGCACCGGAGGGGCAGGGUUGCUGGGAGCCCUGUCGUACCUGGGGCUGACUCAGUCCGGGCUCUCUCCCCGCCAGACACUGCUCUCCAUGCUCGGCCUCCCCAUCGUCAUGCUGGCUACUUAUUUCCUGCUGCUAAUGAGCCCUCGAGGGGAGGGAGAGCCUGAAGCCUCAGCCCGCCAACCCCUCCUGGACGGCCAGGACCAAGAGCCCAGCUUCAACUCCAGCCCCACCCUUUCUUUCAAGGACAGGUGGAGUGUCUUCAAGGGUCUGCUGCGCUACCUGAUCCCCCUGGCUGUUGUUUAUUUUGCUGAGUAUUUCAUCAACCAGGGACUGUUCGAGCUGCUCUUCUUCCGAAAUUCAUCCCUGAGCCACGCCCAGCAGUACCGCUGGUAUCAGAUGCUCUACCAGGCUGGAGUCUUCGCCUCCCGCUCCUCCCUCCGCUGCUGCCGCAUCCGCUACAUCUGGGCUCUGGCUGUGUUGCAGUGCCUGAAUAUGGGAUUCCUGCUGUUGGCCGUCUGGUUUGGUUUUCUUCCCAGCAUCUACCUCGUCUUCCUGCUCAUUCUGUAUGAAGGUCUCCUGGGGGGCGCGGCCUACGUGAAUACCUUCCAUCAUAUUGCCCUGGAGAGCCAGGAUGAGCAUCGCGAGUUUGCCAUGGCGACAGCCUGCAUCGCGGACACCCUGGGCAUCUCCCUGUCGGGGGCCCUCGCCCUGCCGCUGCACGACUUCCUUUGCCGGCUACCCUGAGCGGGACCCCCGGGGGCACGUCAACUGGAGGAUGUGCGAUAUCUGCAUCUCACGAUAACCAGUUGCCCGGCACCCAAGGGACCACAGUGAACUGGGGCCCUGUCGACCCUGUGGACUUUACCUCGACGGCAGGUGCCCGGAGGGACAAGUUGGGGGCGGGCAAGAAGUUGUCAAACGAUUCCCACCCUCCCCUCAAGCUGGGCUUGGGGAAGGACACACUACCCAUGGUCUCCUGCUAAGGAGUGAUUUUCAUCACUUAUUUCCCUUCCUGUUUUGUUUUGGGGUUUUUUCGGUGGCGGUCAGGAGCCCGCGGGGUCAGGGGGAAGAGGCGGAGAUUAUAUCGGAGAGGGAGAGAGGCGGAGGGGUGAGAUAACGGAGCGGGGACAGACCAAGAUGCCAAGUCACCAAGCGGGCGUGUUGUAGAGUCCAGAGGGCAGGAGGUGACUCGGAGUGGCGGGAAGACAA
Molecule: messenger RNA, 1796 nt
Organism: Tachyglossus aculeatus (Australian echidna)
Lineage: Eukaryota; Metazoa; Chordata; Mammalia; Monotremata; Tachyglossidae
Gene: CLN3
Product: CLN3 lysosomal/endosomal transmembrane protein, battenin
Exons: 16
Coding region: 30-1331 (433 amino acids)
Biological process (GO): lysosomal lumen acidification; lysosome organization
Cellular component (GO): membrane; lysosome
Source: RefSeq, a predicted model, not a curated record